CAUUAUUGUAUGGAGUAUUCAGAGACUGUCAUGUUCCUCUUCGUGAUUCUGGGGCUGCUGGUCUGCACUGAGGCACAAGCAGCAGAGCGUCCCUCCAUAAUGACCCCCGGUACCUGCUGCACCUCUGGUUGAAAACACAAUGAACAUCCCCAUCGCCUCCAUCCUGCGGGGCCUGGGAGGAAAAUGUCUUCUCAACUGGGCGCUGGUGUUCUUCCAGAGGAAACACAUCUGCCGAAGCUUCCUGGGAGUUUUCAGUGUGUCCCUGGCUGUCGCCGACACACUCCUGACCCUCUCCGUCACCGCCCUGCACCUCCAGGCUGAGGGACACCUGCUGGGCUUAAAGCUGACCCGGUACCAUGUGUGUCUGCUGGUUCAGAUCCUUGGAGAAGUCUACAGCGCUCUGCAGUGGCCGGUCGCAGUCCUGGCCGGUUUGGACCAUUUCUUCUCCAUCUCUCGGAGGUGGCAGGCCUCCAGCAGGUUGAGCCUCUUUGUGAGUGGCCUGCUGUGGAUCCUCUCUGCUCUCUACGUCUUCCUGCUGUCUGACUUCAGGCCCGUCAUAGAGGAAGUGUUUCACAUCCAGAUCCACCAGUGCUGGAUCUUCCACACCUCUCAGAUCCUGCACAUUGCUACGUCUCUCCUCCUGAUUUUGGGCUGUGCAGCGUUGCAUGCUGGAUGCCUGACAUUAAAACAUCCUCCUUUAAAAGAUCAAACUACAGACCAAAGUAGAGCUCACUCCAGAAGAAGUUUUGUUCUCCAGACCCUGCAUAUAUUUCUGAACACAUGGGCUCUGUUCCUGGUGAUUCUGGCCGUGCUCCUCCUGCUGCUUGUGGGAAUCCCUGCCCACCUGGGCCUGAGCGGCGCCUGGCUCUGCUUCCUCAACAGCCUCCUGAUAGCAGUGGUUUUAUGUGCAGUCUGUCCCGCCUCACAGCUGGGGCAGGGCUGGGGGGCCAUGCCCCACGACAGCUUCUGUGAGUGGAGAUCUACAUUUAGCCUGGCUUCGGAGGACAGAGCCUGACCACACAGGUAAACAAAAACAGGUCUUGUGUUGGAAGAUGUGGACUUAACUCUUGAGACCUCAAUGUGGACAUGUUUGGUCAGACCACUACUUUGGCUAUAAUAAUAACAAUAACAAGAUGGUAUUGUUCAGAGAAAUCCAUGAAUGAAUCCUAAAGACUUUGCUUAGCCCCUGACUUUAAUUUAUUUUUAAUACUAAAUGUUUUGAAUUUAUUUUAUAAACAGCUAAUAAAGUGAUUAAUUAAAGGAUGAAUUGUUUGUUAAAAUAAGAAUUGUCCAUGUCUAUUGAAUCAGUGUGGGUGGGAUGCUGCCAUUGUUUCACAUAGUUGACCGUUAGCGUUUUGUGGCAGAAUGGGCUUCUGGAAGCUUCUACUGUAUCGGGAACUAGAAUAGAGGAGGAUUUGAGGACCUCUUGAUAUUGUCAGCUGACACAUUUACAUUUACAAUUGUGCAAGAUGCAGUCAUGCAACUUUGCAGAUGUUUAAAAUGAGAUUAGAAGAUUGAUUUUAAAGAUGGGUGUGGUCCAAGCGAGGGCGCCAGAAGGAGAUGUGUGAGGAAGAGGCCCCCGACCCAAUUUGGCUGAGUCUGGUCCCAGGAAGGGAGGAGUAGUCACCCCGGGAGGAAGGAGUGCAACCCGGCCGCAGGCAGACGCGCAGCGGCGGCGGGCACGAAGUCCUCAGCAGGCGUUGAGGUAUCCCCGGGAAGCAGGAGAGCAACCCCGGGAGGAAGGAGAGCAACCCGGCCGCAGGCAAACGCACAGCGGCUGCGGGCACGAAAUCCUCGGCAUGCCUUGAGGUAUCCCCGGAGGCAGGAGCAGCCACCCCGGGAGGAAGGAGAGCAACCCGGCCGCAGGCAGACGCGCAGCGGCGGCGGGCACGAAGUCCUCAGCAGGCGUUGAGGUAUCCCCGGGAGGAAGGAGCCGUGGACAGAUGAGAGGCCAGACAGGGUCCCGGAGCGCACCACCCAUGUGCCGAUGGAGCAUGAGCGACGUCCGGAACUGUCGAGGCGAAACGGGGUCCAGGAGUGCGCCACCCAGGCGCCGAUAAAAACGUGAGUGGCGUCUGGAACCGCCGUCGAGGUGGUGAAAAAGGUGAGAGUGUCCACGCGAGGUCAACCGGCUGGUCGAACCUCUUCUCGGGCACCGGAAAAAAAAUUGUUAACAGUCAGAUGUUAACAGAAAUACGUCGACAGCCGUUAACAGCUAGCCGUUAGCCGCUAGCUGGCAGCCAUGGGUAGCUGCUAGCCGUCAUUAGCCCCUCGUGGUUAGGAAGAAACAAACCCACGAGGUAGCAAUCGGGUUGCUGGUCGACCCAGCAGGUCAUGCAUCGUCCCCCUGUUGGAUGGAAGGCUGAUGCGGGAAUGGCGAGCAACGUCCCCAGCUCUUCUGCGGGGCGCGCACCACGCCUCAGUCCGCGUGCCGGUGGCAGCCACGGACGAGUCCAAAAAAUCCCCGGCAUUUCGAGAAAAAAACGUGCGUUCUUUUUGCCGUGUUCGGGUCCGUCCCGGAAACUUCUCGAGACUUUUUCAGGGUCACCAGUGUAGUGCCGAGAGAUAGGGAGUCAGAGGCGGUGCAAUGAAGGUGCAAAAGGGAACUUUAUUAGAGAGUAACUCAGGUCAUGUUGUCCGGUUGCAGUCCGGGAAGAAGAGAGAGAAGCCAGGAGGGCACACAACAUAUAUAGACAACACCUAACAUGUCCGUGUGGAAACAAAACCCCAACUGUAGUUCCAUGUAGGAAUUAUACCCCAGUGUAUUAAUAGGUGGUCACCACAAAGUGUACAAUAUAUAUCACAAGACGUUCUAAACAUUGUAAAGUGUAUCAAAACUGUGUUUAUCUACAACCGUUACAACCUGCUUGAUGCAGCAAUUAACAAUCUAAUGUCAUAAUGUAUAUUUAAUUAUGUAUAUCGCAUAUGGAGAAUUCUUUUUUUGUACUUUGAGUGUAGUGGCUGUCAGCACUUUGUCAGCAGAAUAUACCAUGCAUCUGUGUUGAACUGUAAUUCUUAUGGACUUUUUAACAGGAAUGAAAUUGCUUGUCCCAAAUAAAACCAGUAGGUGGCAGUGGAGGUCUGACCUGUUGCUUUUAUUAGCUUCAGGUUUGUUCGGAGAACCCUGUCUUGAAGAAGUACUCCAAUGUUUCAGACCUUAAUGGAUUAUUACUAAAGGAAGACGCCAACGGCCUUUUAUCAAAGAAGUGCUUUAGUUUAAAAUAUGAAAGUGUCUGGAAUAAAAUAAAAUAAGUGCCAUCAUU
Molecule: messenger RNA, 3263 nt
Organism: Gymnodraco acuticeps
Lineage: Eukaryota; Metazoa; Chordata; Actinopteri; Perciformes; Bathydraconidae
Product: probable G-protein coupled receptor 160
Exons: 2
Coding region: 140-1015 (291 amino acids)
Cellular component (GO): plasma membrane; signaling receptor complex
Source: RefSeq, a predicted model, not a curated record